This is a messenger RNA of Necator americanus (New World hookworm), 2880 nucleotides long. RefSeq lists its product as uncharacterized. NCBI's taxonomy places the organism in Eukaryota, Metazoa, Nematoda, Chromadorea, Rhabditida, Ancylostomatidae. Bases 1 to 2880 code for a protein of 959 amino acids. The transcript has 21 exons. The record is from RefSeq and is a predicted model, not a curated record.
AUGAGAGUGAAGAACUGUCCCAAGAAAUUGGUGUUGAUGGAGCUGGACGGUCUCCUCGAUGAUACUCAAUCGGCGGCUGACCGCUGUAAUUCUACUGAUGCUGAUCAAUGCAGUUUCCCUAAAAAGGAGAAUUACGACGAGUUCCUGAAUUCAUCAGAGGGCAUUAUUAAGAAAGCUGCGAGUAGCAUAAGGGUGAAAGCAACCACGAAAACAGAAAAUGUCGCUUCAAAAAAGCAAAAAUCCAAAAAGAUCGGAAGUUCCAGUUCUCGUCCCGUCUCCGUCGUGAAGCUCACCGCUAACGAGCCUCCUCCUAGGAAACGAGGUCGUCCUCGCAAACAUCCGGAAACUGCGAAGCAGACGCAAUUGGAUGCCAGUUUUGCCACUACGCCAAAAACACAAGCGUUGUUUCGUAAGUCUGUAAAGUCUACGAAACAGUGCAAAGGAGCUGCUGGACGUCAAAUUCGCGGGAGAAGGAAAGUCGGUGUUGGCGAAAGAAUGAAAGGAAAGGAAAACAGGAAGCAGAAAGAGCCUUAUAAGAAGAUUCGAGGUGUUACUUCUAAAACUGGUUCGAACACUCAAAAUGUUUGUACAUCCAGGGUCCCAACUGCCUUAAAUAGGUCGCGAUCCAUGAAGAAGGUGAAGGAACAUGGAAUGUCCGUCGAAUCGCAUAACCUCUUAAAACAAAGCAAGGUAGUUGAGGCUGCGAAGAAGAAAGAAGAAGGAAACAAACAAAAAAGGAAGUACAGGAAAAGGCGAGACAUAAGUACAAAACCGCUGGCGGGGUCACAAACUAAUGUGAAACUCAUGGCCACUCGGAUUUUAACUAGGUUUGGCCGUAAUGUGAAGCGAGUGCAAAGGUAUGGAGUGGCUCUCGAGUUACGCCAACCAUGGGAACGAAAAAAGGUAGCAGAUGUGAGGAUUGUGAAAGAAAAGCAACAGGAGAAAUCACGUGAGAAAAUAUGUGCGCGUGAUUCCGAGUUUAAAUUUGCGUCGAUGAAGAUGACGAAAGCAUCUGCAAGUGCGGGUGUGAAAGUAAACGUUAAAAGAGCACCCGGCGAACAAGAUUACGUCAUCGAAAGGGAGAUGGUGAAUAAGAAAGUAGAUUCCAAGAUAUUCAAGAAUUUUCAAGAAGACUCUAAUGUAAAGAGUCACGAGGUGUCAGCUGUACGAGAAGAAGCGAAUCUUCACACUAGCAGGGAAAUGAGUGCCGCUGAAGAUGUAGUGGCGGAAAAUAUUGCUGAGGAGGGAGAUAGCACAAUUGUGCAGGAAGCAGUUCGUCCUGCACUCCGAGCAGUGAGAAACUCAAAACAACGACAGCGGGAAAUAAAGAGAGCAACAAGAGAUGCCGAACGUAGAGUGAAGUUAGAGGAAAUACAGAAGAAAAGAGAGGCAAGAAAAUUGAAGAAAGAAAUGAAGGAGAAAUUACUGAGAGCGAAAAGAGAACGACGAGAAGCGGAAAGAAAAAAACUGGAAGAGGAACAAUUGGAACUUAAGAGGAAGAAACGAGCCAUUACGACGUUGAAAAAAUCGACUGAUGAACGGAAAGUUUUCGUUCCAAGCCCAUGUGAUGAUGUCAUGCCGAUUGUUGAUAUGAGUUUUUGUUGGCGGAUUUUUGUUUCCGGCAAAGUUUUUCUGAAUCGAUGGCUAAUUCUCCACGAAAUUCAGUCCUAUCGUUAUGGGGUUGUCGCGUAUUAUGUAGUUGAGAAUAGUGAAGACAAGACACAGGGUCUUCUAUAUGUGCAGGAUAUUUACAACCCAUUCGCAGGCCUACCGGAAGAGGCGUACUUUUUAGAACUGCAGUCGGAAAGAGGUCGGAGCUGUAUGUUCCAAACGAUCACAGACGCUCGUUUUGUCUCAUCCACUGCACAGUCUCCCACUUUCUUCUACUAUGUUGUUAUAUUGCGUGAGUCAGCAUCUUUAAAAGAUAUAUGGACACAUUAUCCUGAACCUUCGGCCGAAAAGAAUGAAAAGAAGGCGUGGAGUCUCGGUACAGUAGGACGUCUGGCCGCUGAUAUAUUAUCAAUAAUUGAAGUGACAUAUGAGGCAGGGUAUACUUUCCGAAACAUCGACAUGUGUCACUUUCACCUGGAUAUGAGAACGCGCAGACUGUACUUGGACAAUGCUAGUGAGGUGGUUGUCAGCACAGAACUGAGGGAACCUUUACGUUUGGCAAGUGGUGAAUAUGUAUAUCACAACUAUUGGCGGGGUUCUAUUGAGUAUGCACCGCUCAGUUGGCAUUACAAGGGUCGUGAGAGUAUCAUGCGAGUAGCCGACUGCGCUGAAGUUUUGUUUUACAUAAUGGUGGAUAUGUUGGGUUUGCUUACAUGGCGUGGAUUGGACAAUCAUCAGACUACGAAACACAAAGAAGGAUUUGUCGAGCAGAAUCGAAAGCAGCUACCGGUCCCUCUAAUCGAUUACUGGAAAAUAGUUCGCCGAGCGCAGGCUAUCGAUGUAAGCAAGCUACGACGCCAGGACGACUAUCUCCUUCUUGAUGGUAUCCGCGGAGGAGCAACAGUUUCUAUAUUGGAUUUCCGUGCACUGUUUACUAGACUGCUUGCAUUGUACAAGGUUUUUGGUGGCGUUGCGGAUGAAGAUACGCCGUUUGAUUUCGAAGUUGUGGAUGAUCUUCUCAAAAGAAGUCCAGAAGAGCAACGUUUGGUAGAGCUAUAUAAAGAAGCUGAAAUGCUCAGAUACAGGCUGGAGGCUCUAAGAGCUGACUAUGAUGCGUUAAUAACACGAAAAGCAUUUGCGCAGAAGAACGCGGCACAGACGGAGAGAGAGCGUGCGUUGGCCGCACAACACCGAUCCGAUAUUAAGGAUCGAGUCUACGAUGAUGCAGAUGCAAGUGCGUUUUCAUCUGAGGAUUCUGACGACGACUAA